Molecule: messenger RNA, 4186 nt
Organism: Nerophis lumbriciformis (worm pipefish)
Lineage: Eukaryota; Metazoa; Chordata; Actinopteri; Syngnathiformes; Syngnathidae
Gene: gfm1
Product: G elongation factor, mitochondrial 1
Biological process (GO): mitochondrial translational elongation
Cellular component (GO): mitochondrion
Molecular function (GO): GTPase activity; translation elongation factor activity; GTP binding
Source: RefSeq, a predicted model, not a curated record
UGUCUUUAUAUCUUUUUUUCAAUUGGAAUAUAUUUCUACAAUCUUUUAUCUCAUUGUAGAGAGAAAUCCAUAGUAGUUAAACUUCAGUACAGGAGGUGGCGGUAUGCAUAUACAACGUUGGUUGCGACCCGCCAUAAAAUGAAGAAGAAGAACUGUUGAUGGCAUGAGUCUUGGCACCUCUCUGUUUCCGUACACCCAGAAGUCCAGUUUCACAACCGGCAGCAAGCUGAGCGCCGGAGUCCGGCGUGACAUUCAGCCGCUGUUGAGGCCUGACCUGUCUGUGUGUGCCUGCCAGCAUGACACUUCUUCACAAGGCACUUUCUUUGACAAAAAGGCGACCUCUCACUUCAGUAGGCGUCACUAUUAAGAAGGUGCUCAUCAACAACUGCCGACCAUGCUGCUCAGCUGUGCUCCCCAACAACAUGAUUCGCAACAUCGGCAUCUCCGCGCACAUCGACUCGGGGAAGACCACCUUGACCGAGCGUGUGCUGUACUACACGGGGAGAAUAGCGGAGAUACACGAGGUAAAGGGGAAGGAUGGCGUUGGAGCCACAAUGGACUCCAUGGAGCUGGAAAGGCAAAGAGGCAUCACCAUCCAGUCAGCUGCUACCUACACAAUGUGGAAGAACCACAACAUCAACAUCAUUGACACACCAGGUCACGUGGACUUCACCAUCGAAGUAGAGCGAGCGUUGCGAGUGCUCGACGGCGCCGUGUUGGUUCUCUGCGCCGUGGGUGGGGUCCAGUGUCAGACGAUGACGGUGAAUCGGCAGAUGAAACGCUACAACGUGCCCUUCCUCACCUUCAUCAACAAAUUGGACCGCAUGGGCGCCAACCCUGGACGAUCUCUGCAGCAGCUGAGAACCAAACUGAACCAGAAUGCAGCCUUUGUGAACAUCCCCAUUGGCCUGGAGGGGAACAUGAGUGGCAUCAUCGACCUUGUAGAAGAGAGAAGCUUGUAUUUCGAAGGACCUUUUGGUCAAGUCAUCCGCUAUGAUGAGAUCCCAGCAGACUUUCGCGCGGAGGCAGCAGACCGGAGGCAGGAACUGUUUGAAUGUGUCGCCAACGCAGAUGAAGCCUUAGGAGAGAUGUUCUUGGAGGAAAUAAUUCCAACCACUGAUGACUUGAAGGCUGCAAUCCGCCGGGCCACAGUGCAGCGUCUCUUCUCGCCAGUGCUGGUGGGCACGGCGCUGAAGAACAAAGGUGUUCAGCCUCUGUUGGACGCUGUUCUCGAUUUCCUGCCCAACCCCACCGAGGUCAAAAACUACGCUACCCUCAAUAAUGAAGAUUCCAGUGAGACAUCAAAAAUCCAGUUGGACCCGACAAGAGACUCCACAAACCUCUUUGUCAGUCUAGCCUUCAAACUGGAGGCGGGUCGAUUCGGUCAGCUGACGUACAUGAGAGUGUACCAGGGAUGCUUAAAGAAGGCAGAGUACAUCUACAACACACGCACAAACAAGAGAGUGCGUGUGCAGAGGCUGGUGCGCCUACAUGCCGAUCAGUUGGAGGAUGUGGAUGAGGUGUAUGCAGGUGAUAUCUGUGCUCUAUUUGGUAUUGACUGUGCCAGCGGAGACACUUUCACUGCCAAGACCAGCCAUAACCUCUCUCUGGAAUCAAUCCACAUCCCAGAUCCGGUCAUUUCUAUGUCCAUGAAGCCAGCCAACAAGAACGACUCGGAUAAAUUCGCUAAAGGCAUCAACCGUUUUACCCGGGAAGAUCCGACGUUCCGUGUUCUUUUUGACUCUGAGAGUAAAGAGACCAUUAUCUCGGGCAUGGGAGAGCUGCAUUUGGAGAUCUACUCCCAGAGGAUGGAGAGAGAAUACAACUGUCCUUGUGUGAUGGGAAAACCUAAAGUGUCUUUCAGGGAGACGAUCACUGCACCUGUACCGUUUGACUUCACUCACAAGAAACAGAGUGGAGGUUCCGGUCAAUACGGUAAAGUUAUUGGCGUUCUUGAGCCGCUGGAGUUGGAACAAAACACCAAGGUGGAGUUUUUAGACCAGACUAUGGGAACCAAUGUCCCAAAGCAGUUUGUUCCGGCUGUAGAAAAGGGCUUCAGGGAGUCGUGCGAGAAGGGACCCCUGAGCGGCCACAAGAUCGCAGGAGUCCGAUUUGUCCUGGAAGAUGGGGCAAAUCACAUGGUGGACUCCAAUGAGAUCUCCUUCAUCCGUGCAGGAGAGGGCGCGCUAAAGCAAGCUUUGGAAAAGGCCAACAUCACCAUCCUGGAGCCCGUCAUGUCGGUAGAAAUUGUGGCACCUCAUGAGUUCCAGGGCGCGGUUAUUGCAGGCGUGAACCGUCGCCAUGGCGCCAUUACAGGGCAGGAUGGUGCUGAAGGAUAUUUCACCUUGUACGCCGAUGUUCCACUCAACGACAUGUUUGGCUACGCCACCGAACUACGCUCCUGUACUGAAGGGAAAGGCGAGUACACCAUGGAUUACAGCAGAUAUCAGCCCUGCCUGCCAAGCACACAGGAAGAACUCAUCCACAAAUACCUGGAGGCUACAGGCCAACUGCCUGCUAAGAAGAGCAAGUGGAAGAGCUGAGAACUUUUUUAGCAUUUUGUGGACUUGAGUAUUACAGUAUGUAUUUCCUUCAAGUCAGUUUUAGUCAUUUAAUUAUGUGGAGAGCAAGAUAGAUCGUCUCCCUUUGUCCAGCUUGCUCUGUGAAAUCGCAUUUAUUGUAUUACCGUACAUUUUUUAGAACCGUUAGAAAACAGCAUCCAAAAAUGGUGGUUAAACAGAAAAUCAUAGGAAGCAUAUUUGGUUACUUAAUGAAUUUUCAUAAUUCAUCUACAUACAGUACAGGCCAAACGUUUGGACACACCUUCUCAUUUCAAUGCCUUUUCUUUAUUUUCAUGACUAUUUACUUUGUAGAUUGUCAUUGAAGGCAUCAAAACUAUGACACCUGUGAAGUGAAAACCAUUUCAGGUGACUACCUCUUGAAGCUCAUGGAGAGAAUGCAAAGAGUGUGCACAGCUGUAAUCAGAGCAAAGGGUGGCUAUUUUGAAAAAACUAGAAUUUUAAAGAAAUAUCCUAAAACAUACAGUAGAGGCCAAAAGUUUGGACACACUUUCUCAUUCAAUCUUUAUUUUCAUGACUAUUUACAUUGUAGAUAGUGACAUCAAAACUAUGAAUGAACACGUGGAGUUAUGUACUUAACAAAAAAAAGGUGAAAUAACUGAAAACAUGUUUUAUAUUCUAGUUUCUUCAAAAUAGCCACUCUAUGCUGUGAUUACUGCUUUGCACACUCUUGGCAUUCUCUCCAUGAGCUUCAAGAAGUAGUCACCUGAAAUGGUUUUCACUUCACAGGUGUGCUUGAAGCUCAUGGAGAGAAUGCCAAGAGUGUGCGAAAAAGUAAUCAGCGCAAAGGGUGGCUAUUUUGAAGAAACAUGAAUACAAAACAUGUUUUCAGUUAUUUCACCUUUUUUUGUUAAGUCCAUAACUCCACAUGUGUUCAUUCAUAGUUUGGAUGUGACAAUCUACAAUGUAAAUAGUCAUGAAAAUAAAGAUUGAAUGAGAAGGUGUGUCCAAACUUUUGGCCUGUACUGUAUGUUACAGUAAAACAGCAUUUUUUUGAAAUCUUAGCAAUCAUAAAGAAAACGAAAAAAUAAUCAAAUAUGACGUUAAAAUAGUUAUAGUUAAUUAAAUAUAAUGUACAUUAUAAAUAUUUCAUACAAGUUAAUUAAAUAAUACAAUUAAAAGGUACAUUUUUUUUUGGUUAUUAAAAAUUGCAAAAAAAUAGAGCAAUAACAAAAUGAAAGUAUAUCAUUAUAAAAGUAACAUUUUCUAUAGGGAUUAAUAUACAUUUGAAAAAAGGGUUAUUGGAAUUACACCAGUGAUAAUUUAUUGUUAAAAUAAUUAGGGAACAAAGUGGGGUUCAGUAUUUUGUGUGUUUUUGCAAGGGUUGUGUACUAUGUACAGACGGGCCUUGAUAUGAACAUGACUGCAACAAAGACAAUAACAUUUUGUCUCAUCUUAAUAUUGUGACUUGUUUGAUUGAUUGAUUGAUUGAAACUUUUAUUAGUAGAUUGCACAGUACAGUACAUAUUCCAUACAAUUGACCACUAAAUGGUAACACCCGAAUAAGUUUUUCAACUUGUUUAAGUCGGGGUCCAUGUUAAUCAAUUCAUGGUAAUGUCUACUCUCUCUCUCAUGUGCGAGCAUUCCUCAGAGUUCUUACCUUCCAA